Molecule: messenger RNA, 1458 nt
Organism: Triticum turgidum subsp. durum (durum wheat)
Lineage: Eukaryota; Viridiplantae; Streptophyta; Magnoliopsida; Poales; Poaceae
Source: the annotation of a GenBank genome assembly
AUGGCGUCCGGCUUCGGGUUCCCGAUACUGUCACCAGCGGAGAUCGCGGAGCAGCUGUUUCAGUACGGGAUCGCCCCCAUUGCCAACCUCCGCCCCGAGAACAUCGCCAGCCCGCAGCCUGACUUGCUCCCUGGCGUCCUCGCCCGCUUCUUCGACUCCUUCGUCGAUGCCCCCGGGGACGGCGAGGAUGGGCUGCUAGGGUUCAGCGACCUGGAGGUGCUGGACAACCCGGAGCACCACGCGGAGGCCAUCCGGGUGCUACGCCUCUACAACAAGUCGCAGGCCUUCCUCGACUCCAUCCAGUUCAAGGACUUCACACUCGCCGACUUCACCCGCCCCACCCCGCGCCGCGUCGUCGAGGUCCUCAGCGCCCUCAUCAACUUCCUCUUCUACAGGGAGGAGAAAGUCACCCUCCUGCAGCCCAUCGUCAGCGAGACCCCCGACUACCACGAGCGCACUCUGGAGCUCAAGGCCAGGAUGACCCAGCUUCAGAAGGAGAUCGCGGAUCAUGAGCUCGCAGAGCAGAUGGAGGAGCCCAUGGCCCAGCAGCUGGAAGCAGACGUCAAUGCUCUGCAGCAGAAAGUUCAGGUUUACAACAAGCAGCAACUGGCCCUGCGAGCAAAGGCCGCAGCCAUCAAUGACAAGAAAGAGGAGAUUCACAGGAAGAUAACCCAGGCUGAUUUUGAGUUGACUAAACAUGCCCAAGAAAACUCCAGAUUGAUGUCCAAAUUAGUAAAGUCCCCAGAAAAAGUUCAGAGGGCCUUGGAAGAGAAGAAAUCAGCCCGUGCUAAGUUGAAAGAGUCUGAGAAAAUAGCAAUGCAAAAUGAUCAAGAGAAAUCUGCCACUUUGGAGAUACGCAAUAAGGCUCAUGAAAAACUGACGAAGCAACACUCUAAAAUCCAGGAUGUACAUGAACAGCUUGUUGCUGCUAAAACAGUUGAAAAGGAAGUUAAAGCUCGCAAAGCGAAGCUUAAUGAUGAAAGUGUAUCAGUUAUGUCAUUUGACGCACAGAUUGUUGAUUGGCAAGGAAAAGUACAUGAAAUGGAGGAGCGUCUCAAGGGGAAAGUGAAAGAAAGGAAUCAAAUAAUAGCAGAUGAAAAUCAGAAGCUGGGCGCUUUGAGCUCCGAGAUUGAGGGUAAACUGCAGUGCCUUGAACCUAGAGAAAAGAAAGUAGAGGCAACGAUCGCUAAGGCUUCAAAUUUGUGUUCGGAAGCUGCUUCAGCAAGGACUGCUGCCACAGCAGAACAGCAGAAAAUUCGUUCAAAAUUCAACAGCAUUGUGAAGGCGUUCAACACCUACAUGGAUAGCGUCGACCCUUUCCUCGAGCGAGUUGAGGAGGUUGGCAGGCAAUCGGCAGGGGAAGGCGCCUCUGCCCCUGAUCCAUCUGCCGCCGUCACAACAAAAACCACACCGAGAGCCAGCGCAAUGAGCAAGAAGAGGGCUAGGAAAAGGACAUGA